This is a messenger RNA of Bolinopsis microptera, 2761 nucleotides long. Its product is annotated as serine protease inhibitor-like. NCBI's taxonomy places the organism in Eukaryota, Metazoa, Ctenophora, Tentaculata, Lobata, Bolinopsidae. The coding region runs from base 4 to 1302 and encodes 432 amino acids. The transcript has a single exon. The record is from RefSeq and is a predicted model, not a curated record. Gene Ontology annotation, molecular function: serine-type endopeptidase inhibitor activity.
UAGAUGUUAUUAAUCCUAUUACACACAUUUCUUCAUCAUGCUGUGGCUGACACAAAUGUUGCUUCUAAGAUCAACACCUUCGGAUUGAAACUCCUGCAACACGUCCCACCUGAUGAAAACAUAAUGAUAUCCCCGUUUUCUAUUUGCACUGCAGUCGCUAUGCUCAAUGUUGGUACUUCUGGUGAAACUAGGAAACAGAUUGACUCUGCUUUUGGCUGGUCUGAUUCUACAGAUUUAUCAGGUCAAUACAAGGACUUUCUUACUAAAGUUGAGGGAUCUGAAAGUGACAAGUUUACCCUUUCAUCUAACAACCGUCUGUACAUCGACAACACAUUCAUCCCUCUGCAAAGUUAUUCUAAUGAGCUUACUACUAACUUUGGUGCUGAGGUUGAAGCUGUUAACUUCAGUAAUGGUGAUAAUUCAGCAACUGUUGAACAUAUAAACACAUGGGUUGAAGAAAAAACGAAUGAUAAAAUCAAGAAACUUUUCUCUGAUAUCGACAGUAAAGUCCGAGCUAUCUUGAUAAACACCAUCUACUUCAAGGCAACAUGGGUAAACCCAUUCAACCAAGUCAUAACUCAGGAUGCAUUCUACCUUGAUGAAGAAUAUGCAAUAAAAACAGAUACUAUGCAUCUGGAAGAGAGGCUGCCAUAUUUUGAAAACAAGGACAUUGAACUUGUUAAACUGCCUUACGCUAGUGAAGGAUCACAGAGAGUGAGUAUGGUGAUCAUCAAACCCAAAACGCGAGCAGGUCUAAGUAGUCUUGAAAAGAAGAUUGGGUACCAGUUCUCUGAGGUUUCUUCUUGGGUGAGCAGUGUUGAGUACAUAUUGUUGGAUUUCUCAAUGCCAAAAUUCCAAUUUGAAUCUGGAGUUGACAAGCUGAAAGAAAUUCUCAUGGAAGAUUUUCAGGUUUUAGAUGUGUUUGAUGAAAAUAAAGCUGAUCUUUCUGGAGUUAGCUCUACUGAAGAUCUAUUUGUUUCCUUCAUCAAACACAAGUCCUUCAUAUCAGUGAAUGAAAAUGGUACUGAAGCUGCUGCUGCCACAGCUAUUGGUAUGAGUGCUGAGUCAGUCGAGAUGGAUAAACCUCGUGAAGUGCAGGUGAACCAGCCGUUUAUGUUUUUGAUCUACGACGAAAGUAACGAGGUUGUUCUGUUUGUUGGUCGGAUGGUACAUCCUGACUCUGAGAAGGAUUCUGACAAGUACCUUGAAAGUAGGUACAUUAGUUCGGGUAGUUCUACUAGCGCCAAGUUUGCUGGCCAGAGCUUACUGAUCUGUAUUAUUGUGGCGAUGGUAUUGCAAUAAAUAAAUGAACGUGUUUGGAUAUUUAUAAAUUCAGUUUUUUUUUUUUAUUAAAAAAAAAAACAAAUAUUUAUUUUUACGGAACAAUCAAGCAAUAUCAAUAAUAAAUAAAUCAGGGGAGGUUUGAAGAGGUUUCAAGUGCCGAAGGCCACUGCUUAUCUUUAGGAUUUGAGAGUGACCUGUGCUUGAAACCCCCUCAACCAUCCACUACGUCAAUAUACUUAUUAUACAAAUAUAGAAAAAUAUAAUAAUCUAAAAUUACUUAUUGGUUUAGUUUGGUGACACAGAAGAGCCCAGUUGAGUUUUAGUUUAGGUUUAGGUUUAAAUCAUAGUUUAAAAGGUUAGCCAUGUUUCAUGGCAGAGAGAGAUAUCAUGUGUGCAGAGUUACAGUUGGUACCUACUAUACAAAUAUUAAAUUCAAUGCUUAAGUUAUUUAAGCAAUAAAUGUUCUAAAGGUUUAGAAUCAUUAGUUAGAUACACGGCAACCGUGGGUAUUUUUAUUCUUAAUUUACCAUAUAGUUAGUAUUUUUUAGUUAAUUUUCAGUGUAGAAUACAAGGAUAGUUGGAAGUCUUGUAUUCAUUAUUAGUAUUCAAAUUGUACAUCCAAUUUAUAGUUCUAAUAACCACAGAGAUUUCAAAACUAUGUAGAGGCUUUUGGGCAAUUUAGUCUUAGUGAAGCACAUUCUUGUAUUAUUUGACAACAGAAGAGUGCAAUUAAAAUUGUUGUUACAUAAUACAUAUUAUAAUGCUAAUUGAAAACAUGUGUCUCGUUCUAUGAAAAGCACAUAUAGACCAUAACAUUAUCUAUUCAGCAGGAUAAUUUAAUUGGCGAGUUUCUUCUUCUGACAGAGUGCUGUUAUAAACAAACUUAGAAGUAUGUUAACAAAUUAGCCUACUUGAAGAUAAAAUUCAUUUGAUGUAACGUUAUUAUAGAAUAGCGCAUUACAUAAUAUUAGAAUUAGAAUUCGAAUUAGAAUCAAAUUUACACAGCAAUACAAUAAGAAUAAAAAAUAAUUUAAGAAGCUUCAAUCUGCUGUGCAGGACAUUCAAGUCAGUCGAAAACUGUUAGCAGAACACUCUUCUAGGGACAUAAGGAUAUAGCAUGUAAAACAUAAUAAGUAAUAAAUUAAUGAGUGAUAAAAUAAGAUAUGAUUUAACAGUGAACUGUGGGCAUGAAGGUAACAAUUAAUGUUGAAAAUUACAUAGAUGCCCACUUUGGAAUUUCGUUAGUAAUAUUAUUUACAGUUAUACACAGAGAAGUAUAGAACAAUAAUAGAAUGGCAAUGAUAACAAAUGGGAACGAAUAAAGGAGAUGUUUAAAGUUCUAUACUUCUGAAAAUAGGUCAUAUAAUGCAGGGGGCCUUUCCACCCGACAAAAACUCCAGCACCUUAAAAAUUGUUUCAGUUGUCACAUAGCUAGAGUGUAGAAAUAGUCGAAACUAUUGUUUAUUUCAUAGGAUGA